Messenger RNA from Nilaparvata lugens (brown planthopper), 821 nucleotides. RefSeq names its product ribosome production factor 2 homolog (gene Non3). Lineage: Eukaryota; Metazoa; Arthropoda; Insecta; Hemiptera; Delphacidae. Gene Ontology annotation, cellular component: nucleolus. The transcript has 5 exons. Gene Ontology annotation, molecular function: rRNA binding. The record is from RefSeq and is a predicted model, not a curated record. Gene Ontology annotation, biological process: ribosomal large subunit assembly; maturation of LSU-rRNA from tricistronic rRNA transcript (SSU-rRNA, 5.8S rRNA, LSU-rRNA). The coding region runs from base 98 to 799 and encodes 233 amino acids.
UGAUUUCGAGAUGAAAACUUUAACAUAACAUAACCUCAUAAAAACUGAACCUCUGCCUCUUCAGUGUUUACAGUAUUUUGUUUUUGAUAAGUUGAAGAUGGCUCCUGUAAUGCAACGCGUUGUCAAACCAACCACAAGACGAGGUAAAAGAAUUUUACAAAAUAAGCAGCCAAAACUGAUAGAAAAUGUGAAGCAGACGUUGUUUAUAAAGGGAAAAAGUACAAGUGACAUAGCUCGUAAUUGUUUAAAAGACCUGCAUAUUCUAAAGAAACCAGAAGCUGUUCAGCUGAAUCAGAAAAAUGACAUUCUUCCAUUUGAAGACGUGACGCCGAUUGAAAGAUUUGGGAAGAAGCAUGACGCCUCGCUAUUUGCGUUUGCAUCACAUAAUAAGAAGAGACCGAAUAAUAUUGUUCUAGGUAAGUGGUUACUUAUCGAUGGAAAUAGGAAAUGCGACAAUUUUUUCAGAAUCUUGUUGAAAAAGUCUGGCAAAAAAGCGCCUCGCGUCGAAUUGGAAGAAAUUGGACCAUCGAUUGAUUUCAAAUUGAGGAGAACCAAACUGGCCUCUGAUGACCUAUUCAACAGGUCAUGCAAACAGCCCAAGCAAGUCAAGCCGCAUAAGACAAAGAACAUAAACUACGACAAAUUUGGUACGAGAAUGGGCAGGAUUCACAUUACAAAACAGGAUGUCAAUAAAUUACAAACUAGAAAGAUGAAGGGUCUCAAGAAGACGGUUGCAGAAAAGAAACAGCAACGUGAGCAGCGAGUGAAAAGUAAAGGCUCUCCAAUUGUAAAAACGUAAAAUAAAUGUUCUGUAAAUUCAG